Messenger RNA from Xenopus laevis (African clawed frog), 3507 nucleotides. It is a transcript of the gene mcoln3.S, whose product is annotated as mucolipin-3. NCBI's taxonomy places the organism in Eukaryota, Metazoa, Chordata, Amphibia, Anura, Pipidae. The record is from RefSeq and is a predicted model, not a curated record. The transcript is spliced from 14 exons. Gene Ontology annotation, biological process: monoatomic cation transmembrane transport; calcium-mediated signaling. Gene Ontology annotation, molecular function: monoatomic cation channel activity; monoatomic cation transmembrane transporter activity; NAADP-sensitive calcium-release channel activity. Bases 197 to 1858 code for a protein of 553 amino acids. Gene Ontology annotation, cellular component: lysosomal membrane; membrane; plasma membrane.
CUUUCGUGGGUUGCUGUCGCUUUUGUAGUUGCCGCUAGGUCGGCAGAAGGACCAUUAGUCAGGUCACGUGACCGCUGUGCCGAUAGUAGCGAUGCGCCGCAUUCAGAUCCCAGGGCAGAGAGGAAAAUCUGGACAAAACAAAGGACGUUAUCUUUGCUGCUUUGUGGACUGAGACGCUGCUAUAGCAGUAGCAGCCAUGGAAAGCCCAGAGAUAAUAAAUACAUGCAACUCUUUCGAUGGACAUGACAGUAUCUACUGCUGCAAGCAGUGUCCCAUGACUGAUGUUCUACUCAUGGAAGACCAGCUACGAAGAAAACUUAAAUUCUUUUUCAUGAACCCCUGUGAGAAAUUCCGUGCCCGUGGAAGAAAGCCUUGGAAGCUCUGUAUUCAAAUUUUAAAAAUUGCAGUUGUGACGGUCCAAUUAGUUUUAUUUGGACUCAGUAAUGAAAUGGUAGUCACCUUUAAAGAAGAGAACACUGUGGCUUUUAAGCAUCUGUUUCUAAAAGGAUAUAAGGACAGACAUGAUGACACAUAUGCUAUCUACAGUCAAGAAGAUGUUCAUGCUCAUAUAAACUUUACAAUUAAAAGGUACCUGGAGCUACAAAACAUAUCUGUUGGAAAUCAUGCAUAUGAUAGUAAUGGCAAAGGUCAAACUGGGAUGUCAUUAUGCCAACAUUUCUAUAAACAAGGAAUUAUCUUUCCUGGAAAUGAGACAUUUGAAAUUGACCCGCAAAUUGAGACUGAAUGUUUCCAUAUUGAUCCAUCCACUCUGUGUUCUAAUGACACACCUGCUGAAGCCUGGUUUAAUAUGACACUAGAUUUCUAUAGACUUGUUUCAGUAGAAAUUACAUUUAAGCUGAAAGCAAUUAAUCUUCAAACCAUUCGCCAUCAUGAACUUCCAGACUGCUAUGACUUCAUGGUUACAAUAACAUUUGAUAAUAAAGCGCACAGCGGAAGGAUAAAAAUAACCUUGGAUAAUGAUGUAUUAAUCCAAGAAUGCAGAGACUGGCAUGUAUCUGGAUCUAUUCAAAAAAAUACCCAUUAUAUGAUGAUUUUUGAUGCUGCUGUUAUUUUGGUCUGCUUAUCUUCUAUAACGCUGUGCAUUCGAUCUGUGGUAAAAGGGAUUCAACUACAAAGAGAAUAUGUAAACUUUGUCGAGCAUCAUUUUACAAGGACUGUGUCCUCAGCUGAUCGCAUGGAAUUUGUCAAUGGCUGGUACAUUAUGAUAAUCAUCAGUGAUGUUUCGUCAAUUAUUGGCUCAGUCUUGAAGAUGGAGAUCCAAGCAAAGAGCUUCACCAGUUAUGAUGUCUGCAGUAUUCUCUUGGGAACAUCCACCUUAUUAGUGUGGCUUGGAGUUAUUCGUUACUUGGGAUUUUUUAAAAAAUACAAUCUUCUGAUCCUGACACUUAGGGCAGCCUUGCCUAAUGUGAUACGAUUCUGCUGUUGUGCAGCUAUGAUCUACCUGGGCUACUGCUUCUGUGGUUGGAUUGUGUUAGGCCCUUACCAUGUAAAGUUUAGAUCCCUGAACAUGGUUUCGGAAUGCCUGUUCUCCCUUAUUAAUGGAGACGAUAUGUUUACCACAUUUUCAAUCAUGCAGCAGAAGAGCUACUUGGUUUGGCUGUUUAGUCGCAUUUAUUUGUAUUCAUUUAUAAGCCUCUUCAUAUACAUGGUUCUAAGUCUCUUCAUUGCACUCAUAACUGAUACAUAUGAUACAAUCAAGAAUUACCAGAUCGAUGGCUUUCCAGAAACUGAACUUCAUGCAUUUGUAUCCGAGUGCAAAGACUUGCCAACCUCUGGUCGAUAUAGGGAAGAAAAUGAGGCCUCCUGUUUGUCUAUGCUGUAUUGUUGUAAUCAGUAGAAAAAAGAAGUACUUCAUCAAUGGCCUUUAAAAUCUGCCAGAAGAAAAAGUAAUAAACUUGCUAAGGAUUGUUUGGUAUCCUGCUUAUAUUAGCCAUGGUGUUUCAUAGUGUGUACCAUGUGCACAGUAGGCAUUAGUGCAUCUUCUAUGUGCACAGUCUCAUGAAAAAUCCCAUGGAUGCAUGGGUUCACAGGCGUGCAGCACAGUCAAUAGCUUAGAUCUGCAUGCAUACAGUAUGCCUUUACUUUGUGUGUGUGUGUACCCUAUGUAUAUUGGCCAAUACUUCCCAAACAAAUAAGACUGCAAGAUGACUAUGCAGCAGGCACAUUCAGAAAGUAAAUCAUUUUCACCAUGCUACAGACAAUUAAACAUGCCUUUUAUAUAGAUGAGGUUCAUGAUUAUUUUUUAUACUGCACUGUUACCAUAUCUAUGAAUGUAGAUAGAAAAUGUUAGCGCUGUACUACAAUGUCUGUUUCUUACUUAAAUUGUUCUAGUCAUAGGAUGGAAGCUGUUUGUAUAGCAGAAAAUGUGACAGCAGCAGUCCUAAUUUAAAUGUAUUGCUAACUGAGCUGUGAACUGCCCAAAGGAGAAGAUGUAAAGGGAUAUUAUUGUCAUAUGCAUUAAUCUUGUGUAAUAUUGCAUGCACAAAUAUGUGUGGAUUGCUCUUCGAGUCGAGUUAACACUAUUUAUGUGCAAAAUUCUGAGGUCUUAAUUUAUAGCUUUCCUUUCUUUUGCUUGGAUUUUCUUAUCUCCUUCACUUUACUGUUUGAACAAAACAAACUGCUGCAUUGUGUUAUAAGAAAAUCAGAGGUUUUCAGACCAUUCCUGGAAUAUAGGUGAGGCCAAAGUUUGACAAACAUGUUGAGAUCUGCUUGUUUGUCAAGGCCACCAAUCAAGCGGACCUCUGUACAAUUGGCCACUCCCAUACUGGGCCAAAUCAGGAUGAUCAUAAUCCCAGACAGCACUAAUGUAGUUUUCACCCCUCGGGACUUUCAAAUCGGAGGACAAUGCAGAUAUCAAUGUAUGCCUAUCUGAGGGCCCCAUGCAUUAAACUGGCGAGCUGCUCUGGAAGGACAGAGUCUGCAUCUUUUUUUUGAUUCUGGAUCCAAGGAAUGCAACAAUCCCAGUAGUCGUAUAAAACCGCCUUUAUUUUCACAUAUGGCACAGCAAAGUUUCGGACCUUACUGGUCCUUUUUCAAGCUUGUGCUGCAAAUUCCUUGGAUCCAGAAUGCAAAACGUGUAGGUGAACACAUGACGGUGCGUGCACCACUUUAAAAGAAAAAGGUAAUCACUACAGUGCUGGGCUAACAAAAAACUUUUAGCUUAUUUUUGAUUCACAGGCAUAAGAAGCCGUUUUAGCCAACUAUAGUUUCUGAACAAAAUUACAUAAUUGCAUGUCCACAAUAAAACACACAUAUGGUUCAUUAUCAAGAACACAUGUAAAUAUGUAUAGCGUGCAUCCUAAAAUACGACUAAUAUAUUUACUUUUAAGUAGUAUUAUAUAGAUCUCUCAGGGUCAUAACUUUUUCUAUUCAUAAAUGUGUCUUUUCAUGUUAAAUAUUAAAUAUAAUUCUUGCUGUGACCGGGCGAUAGAGUGCGAAUGAGCACUAGCACCUAUCUCUUUCGCUAGUGAAUUGGCGCCUAAAUCG